GUGAGAAGCCGCUGACUACACAGUUGCUGCUUCCGCUAACUCAUCCGACAGAGCUAGCAGCGGGGUGUCUAAAAACAAACAAUGGGCAAGAAACACAAAAAACACAAAUCUGAUAAACACGGAUAUGAAGAUUAUGGAGACAGGCCGCUGAAGCUGGUGUUAAAAGUGUCCGGGAACGAGGUGACGACCGGAAGCUCGAGUUUGGACACAUUUUAUGAGGAUCACCUGGCAGACGGAGACAAACCUAAAGAGAAAAAGAAGAAAAAGAAAAAAGACAAAGAAAGAAGCCUUGGCUCACCAGGGGAGGAAAGAGGGAAGAAGAAGAUGACUAAGAAGAAAAAAGGGCAAAUAGCAGAGGGGGAAAACGACAGAGAUCCGUGCAGGACUCCUAUACGUUCAGAACUGGAUAAACUAGAAGAAAAAGAGCAGACACCUCUGCAGGAAGCUCUGAAUCAGCUCAUAAGGCAGCUUCAAAGGAAAGACCCCAAUGCGUUCUUUUCAUUUCCAGUCACAGACCUCAUUGCACCUGGUUAUUCUUCAAUUAUCAAACGCCCUAUGGACUUCAGUUCAAUGAAGGAGAAAGUAAAGAAAGAUUACUACCAGUCGUUGGAUGAACUCAAGAUGGAUUUCAGGAUCAUGUGUGAGAAUGCCAUGAUUUACAACAAACCUGAGACGAUCUACCAUAAAGCAGCUCGAAAACUGUUACAUUCUGGGAUGAAGAUCCUGAGCCAGGAAAGGCUGGACAGCCUGAAGCAGAGCAUUGAUUUCAUGUCAGGCCUCGACCCCCUGACCAAACAGCCCUUCAAGUCUGAGGAGCAAGGGGUCAGCAGCCUGGACCAGAACAAGGAGGGAGCCUCGAGCUCGGGGGCCAGUGAACGCUCCCAGACACCCAGCACACCCAGACAGGACAAAGACACCAAGGACGAAGCGGCAAAGGCUGAGAAAGAGCUUGAGGAAAUCCGCAAGGUCAUCGAUGAGUCUGGAGGAAAGCUGUCCAACCGAGUGCUGCAGUGUGAUUUGGAGUUUGCGAGGCAGAAGUCCGAUGGCUCCACCACUCUGGCUAUACUCAACCCAGCUGAUCCCUCACCAGGGGAUGUUGGAUACUGUCCGGUGAAGCUGGGCAUGAUGUCCAAUCGUCUGCAGAACGGUGUGAACGCCCUCCAGAACUUUAGGGAGGACAAGAGGAACAGGAUCACUCCAGUGUCCUAUUUAAACUACGGACCGUUCACGUCCUACGCACCCACCUUCGACUCGAGCUUCGCCAACGUCAGCAAGGAGAACUCUGACCUCGUCUACUCCUUCUAUGGAGAAGAGUCCAGUCUGCAGGGUUCAGACAGCUUGUCUGAAUUCUUGGCCAAACCAGACGAGUAUAUGUACAAACUGGCAGACAACCUUCUGGACGCCUUGACCAACGGAGAGCAUUCUAAAGCCCUGAAGGAGACCGAGGAGCAGCCACAGACCACAAAUACACAGGAGGACAAAGGUGACACAGAGGGAGCGCAGCCCGACUCUUCCAGCAAGCUGGACUUCCUGCGCUCUGCUGCAGGCCUGGACACGGAGGAGGAGCUCUCUGAGGAGGUUCUACACUUCCAGCAGAAAUUGGACGAGACUACAAAGCUCCUGCGCGACUUGCAGGAAGCUCAGAGGGAGCGUCUGAGUGCAAAGCAGCCUCCUAACAUGAUCUGCCUGCUGGCUCCGACUGCCAAGGAGCUCGAGCUGGCUGAGAAGGUGACAGGAAACCUGACUGAGCUGACUGGUCAAGUGGCCCCGUGUGACGUCAGCAGCGUCCACAGCAUCAGGAAGGCCAUGGGUGUCGCCGUCCCUCCAGAGGAGUCACCCGAGUCCCUCGUAGACUUCACUACAGUGGAGACGAGUGAACCAAUGGAGAUUUUACCAAGCGGCCCGGACGUUGUUCCGUACGUCAUCGUGAAAUGAACUUCCAACCG
This is a messenger RNA of Nematolebias whitei (Rio pearlfish), 1946 nucleotides long. RefSeq names its product bromodomain containing 7 (gene brd7). Gene Ontology annotation, cellular component: nucleus. Gene Ontology annotation, biological process: regulation of transcription by RNA polymerase II. The transcript has 17 exons. NCBI's taxonomy places the organism in Eukaryota, Metazoa, Chordata, Actinopteri, Cyprinodontiformes, Rivulidae. The coding region runs from base 82 to 1935 and encodes 617 amino acids. The record is from RefSeq and is a predicted model, not a curated record.